Molecule: messenger RNA, 7146 nt
Organism: Salvelinus namaycush (lake trout)
Lineage: Eukaryota; Metazoa; Chordata; Actinopteri; Salmoniformes; Salmonidae
Product: KN motif and ankyrin repeat domain-containing protein 2-like
Exons: 13
Coding region: 1959-5363 (1134 amino acids)
Biological process (GO): negative regulation of actin filament polymerization; negative regulation of vitamin D receptor signaling pathway; negative regulation of cell population proliferation
Cellular component (GO): cytoplasm
Molecular function (GO): protein binding
Source: RefSeq, a predicted model, not a curated record
UUGCAAACAUUUCUAAUCCUGUUUUCAUGUUUUCGCUUUGUUUAUUGGGUAUUGUUUGUUGAUUAAUUCGGAAUUUUAUUUGAUCCAUUUUAGAAUAAGUCUAUAAUGUGGAAAAAGUCAAGGGGUUUGAAUACUUUCCGAAUCCACUGUACUGUAUAUACCCUUGAGAGGGUUAAUCAUUCAGACACAUGGUUUUACUGCCCUGGUAAUACGAAUCCACUGUACUGUAUAUACCCUUGAGAGGGUUAAUCAUUCAGACACAUGGUUUUACUGCCCUGGUAAUACGAAUCCACUGUACUGUAUAUACCCUUGAGAGGGUUAAUCAUUCAGACACAUGGUUUUACUGCCCUGGUAAUACGAAUCCACUGUACUGUAUAUACCCUUGAGAGGGUUAAUCAUUCAGACACAUGGUUUUACUGCCCUGGUAAUACGAAUCCACUGUACUGUAUAUACCCUUGAGAGGGUUAAUCAUUCAGACACAUGGUUUUACUGCCCUGGUAAUACGAAUCCACUGUACUGUAUAUACCCUUGAGAGGGUUAAUCAUUCAGACACAUGGUUUUACUGCCCUGGUAAUACGAAUCCACUGUACUGUAUAUACCCUUGAGAGGGUUAAUCAUUCAGACACAUGGUUUUACUGCCCUGGUAAUACGAAUCCACUGUACUGUAUAUACCCUUGAGAGGGUUAAUCAUUCAGACACAUGGUUUUACUGCCCUGGUAAUACGAAUCCACUGUACUGUAUAUACCCUUGAGAGGGUUAAUCAUUCAGACACAUGGUUUUACUGCCCUGGUAAUAUGAGUCCCUGGACUGGAUUAAACCAUACAGGGGAAAUAUUUAAACAACUCAAUUAUUUAACAUCUUCGUUUAUUAAUUGAUAGGCUAUAGGCCUUUAGUAUAUUGUGUUAAUAAUGCAGAUGGAUAUCUGAUUUUUAUGUGUAUCGACAUAUGGCAUAUUAUUGCUUUAUUUAAAAAAUUGAGAAGAGAUGUAAACAUUCCAUUUCGAAUGGAUAAUGAAUAGGCUGUGGAUGGGUUAUCCUGGAGCAACUGAACGGGUUUAGUCAUCUGGCUGUCAGGACGCGUCUUUGCAGACAUGAACCAACCUAAUUAUUGGCCAGACAAUGCAGAGCAGACUCCUCAGAUCUCUAUUUGAACCUGAUGUCGGCUCAAGCCGGACUAUGCGCCCCUUUCUGUUAUUUUUCAUCGUGCAAUUAAUUUCCUGUGCCCGUGUGCCUGACAUUGUAGCCGUAAUGUUUGUCUGCCAAAGUAAACGCCAAUCGUAUGGAUGUAGUGUGUUUUAUUGAUAUGUAACACGCUAUACAGUACCACUUCAAUAAAAACACACCCACCCUUUUUAGGCAUUAAUCAAUCAGUGAUAUAGCUGUGGUGUAUCCAUUCUCUGUAAAACAGUAACCACAUUUACGUCCCUCAAUCGACUAUUUAGUCUUCUGUAAGACACGGUUAGAUUCCAGGGGAGACUAUAGUAUGACGUCAUGUUACGCGGACCAUAAAAAUAAUGGAAAGAAAGAGCAAUGCUGACGGACUUUAGGUCACCCUUGCAUUGGGCUAUAUUUCUAUAAGUCACACUGAGCCAUUAAUACGACGACUCUCUAAUUACAACUCUUACAUUUUACAAUUUUGAAUGAAUAUGCAGAGAUGUCUGAGUGGAAUGAGGCUUUUAGCCUAAGGUACUGUUCUGGUCUAAGGCGCUCCUGGCCCUUUAAGAGCGGAGGGAGGGGGUUCUGACCGCUUGGCUGCGGUGUUUUUGUCUCCAUGUCAGUGAGCGCUCCUGGCCCAAGAAGUCUGAACGGAUUUAUAAGGAUAGGUGCUGACCGUGAGAAAGAAGGGAGGGAAGAAAAAGAGGACAGAAGAGAAGCCAGAGUGAGGAGAUUGGGGAGGAGAGACCAACUCUGCAGCACUCUGAGCAGCUGGUGAGGUUUUGUGGGUGAACGUGUGACAUCAUGGCUCAGGUGCUGCACAUGGACCCCAGCUUCCCAGGAGGGAAGCUUACCCCGUCCGCUCCCCCCUCCCUGCACGGGAAGGAGCAGGAGGCGCCCUACUCUGUGGAGACCCCCUACGGCUACCGUCUGGACCUAGACUUCCUCAAGUAUGUCAACGACAUUGAGAAGGGAAACACCAUCAAGAAGGUGCCCGGUCAGCGCCGGCCCCGCUACGGGUCUCUCCCCCGGGGGUACGGCUACACAGGCUCCUGGUGGACCUCCACAGAGUCCCUGUGCUCCAACACCAGCCAGGACAGCCGCCAGUCAUCCUUCUCCUAUUGCGCCCCGGGCUACCACCCACACAACUCCCACUCCCAGAGGCCCAGCUUCAGCACGGCCCGGGUGGAGAAGACCCUGCUGGACGCCCGCAGGAAGUUGGAGGAAGAGAAAGAAGGGGGCCCCAGGAGGUUCUCCAGCACACUUGGUAGCAUGCACAACAGCAUGGCCGGAUCCACCACCUCCCUGAGCAGCGCCCACAGCUACAACCGCACCCAUGGAGGAGGAACGGGCUCCUUCACCCCCAUGAGCUCCGGCCUGUCCACGCCCGUGUCGCCCACCCCGGCCCACCUGCAGCAUGUGAGAGAGCAGAUGGCGGUGGCUCUCAGGAAGAUCCGGGAGCUGGAGGAGCAGGUGAAGACCAUCCCCGUGCUCCAGGUGAAGAUCUCUGUGCUGCAGGAGGAAAAGAGGCAGCUAAGCGUCCAGCUGAAGAGCCAGAAGUUUCUGGGACACACCCUUGGCUUCGGCAGAGUGGGCCGGCCCCGAGGGGAGCUCUACAUCGACAUCCCAGAGGAGGAGGUGAGCUCUGGAGCUGGAGCCACCACCAGGGUUGCAGCAGAGCCUCUGUCCCCCACCAGUCCUGAGGGCUCCAGGCCGCAGGCAGACUCAGGCUGUGAGAUUGAGGACACGGUGAUCGUGGGUGGAGCGCGGCCGGCUGGGCAGAGGGAAGUGCGUACCAUUGGGGUGGGACCAGAGGAGGCGAGGGGCAGCCAGCAGGUGGAUGUGUGCAUUGGGGUGCAGGAGCAGGACCUGGGGCUGGUGCCGGAGACAGAGGCCCUGAAGAGCCAGGUGGGCCAGCUGGAGGGCCAGCUGAAGAGGACGAUGCAGGAGCUGCAGGCUGCCCAGCAGCAGGUGCAGGCAGCUCAGAGGGAGAGGCAGGCUCAGGCCCCCCAGGCAAACCACUCGGUCAGGGCCACCAGUCUGAGCUGGCAGGAGCAGCAGGGACGCAGCCUGCAAACGGUAGUCAGCUUUACCCAGCAGCCCCAUCACCGGGCGCAGAGGACUGUGGGAAUCCAGGUGUACACGCUGGAGCAACCAGCCACUGUGGUAGGGGUGGGCACGUUGCUUCGAGCAGAGGGGUGCAGCUCCCCCUCCCUCCCUCCAGGUGGUACAGUCCUGGAGGGAACCCACAGAGGACAUGCACAGGCCCUGGGCCCAGAGGAUGCAGCUGUUGAGCUGCCCAUCGCCAUCUCCUCCAAACAGGUCCGAGAGGUCCUAAGAAGUGAGCUGUCCACCUCGGUGCCUGUCAAUAAUCCUGCCAUCGCCAUUGACACCAUUGGUAAUCGGAUGGCUUUGCUGCAUCUGAAGGAAGGAGAGACAACCCAGCACACUGCCAUAAACACCGUCCAGUCUCAAGAAGACCCACCAGGUAGCCAUAACACCGUCCAGUCUCAAGAAGACCCACCAGCUGCAGGAGCCUCUCCCCAGACCGCCCUGAGGUCCAUUAUGAAACGUAAGGCAGAAGGAGAACCUGGCUCUCCAUCCAGCAAGAAGAACCUGCAGUUCACUGGAGUCAAUGGAGGGUAUGAGUCCACCUCCUCAGACGACAGUAGCAGUGAGAGUUCAGAGGAGAGUGAUGCCAGUGAAUAUCAUGAGACCACAGAGAAACUCCCAGAAGCACCAGAGUCUGCAGCGGGACAGCACCAGCAAGCAGCAGCAGUCCCAGUCUCCUCCACAAGGCUAGAGCAUGCCACCCCGCUCCCAGCCACUACCGUCCAACCACCAGCCUGCGAACCUGCCUCUGAGCGGAGCACCAGCCAAUCAGCAACCAUAAGCAUAGGACUGCAGCAUGUAGCCACCUUAUCACCAGCCUUGAACACUGCCGUGCAACAAUGUGCCUCUGACUCUGCCCCCACUGAGACUACCUACCCGUCUCCAGCCAAUGACUGUGUCCGUCAGGGGAGUAUUGUUCAAUCAUCGGUCCCAGACCCCAUCCCUCAGGAGUGUACCUCCAUAAAUACUAGCACUGAACCCACUACACCUGAGCAGUGCACCGUCCAAUCAGCUGCUACCUGUUCUGCACCCCCCAAGCCACCCAGAUGCCAACCAGAAGCCACUAACCCGGAAGUAAAGCAGGGUGUCACCCAAUCAAGUUCCACUGAUGUCACCGUUCAGCUAGAUGCCAUCAAAUCACAAACUACUGACCUCGCCCCUCAGCAUUGGGCCACCCAAUCGUCAGCUACUGAACAAAGCACCCAGCAGAGGAGAGUCCAAUCAUCAGCCUCGACACCAGCACCUGGAAACGCCCCAAGUGCUACUGGAGCAGCCAAUCAAGAAACCAGACUGGAGUUCAGUGAGAGCCUGAUGGCAUCUCUCCAUGCCCUGCAGAAAGCCCUGGGUGAACCAAAUGCUUUCAGCCAGCAAGCAGCGAGGACAGCCUACACCAUGGUGCUCCAGGAGUGGCUUCGUGUGUCCUGUCACAAGGCAGCUGACACUGCCAUGGUCAGGGCCUAUAUGGAUACCUUCUCCUCCGUCUCCCCACAGCUGCUGAAGUUUGUGGUCAAUAUGGCCGACGGCAACGGCAACACGGCCCUGCACUACACCGUCUCCCACUCCAACUUCCCUGUGGUCAAGCUGCUGCUGGACACUGGCCUGUGUAACGCUGACAAGCAGAACAAGGCCGGGUACACAGCCAUCAUGUUGACAGCUCUGGCUGCCUUCCACUCUGACAGUGACCUUCACACCGUCCUGCAGCUGCUGCGCACAGGGGAUGUGAACGCCAAAGCCAGCCAGGCGGGUCAGACGGCGUUGAUGCUGGCAGUGAGUCACGGGCGAGGGGACAUGGUACGGGCGCUGCUCUCCUGCGGGGCACAGGUCAACAUCCGCGACGAUGACGGCUCCACGGCGCUCAUGUGUGCCUGCGAGCACGGCCACGUCGACAUCGUUCGUCAGCUGCUGUCUGUGCCAGGCUGUGAUGUCACCCUCACUGAUAACGAUGGCAGUUCAGCCCUGUCCAUAGCCCUGGAGGCCAGUCAGAAUGACAUCGCUGUGCUUCUCUACGCUCACCUCAACUUCGCCAAGCCUCCUUCCCCUGUAUCACCAAAGUCUCCUCUUUUGGGAUCCUCUCCCCCCUCUGGUGAAACAAAGUGACCACACUGUUAGAUACCUUUUGGUGAAUUUAGCAGCACCGCUUCAACCAGCUCCUCAACCAUUCCACCACAAGUGUUGAUAUCUGUGUAUAUGUGUGUGUGUUCGUGUAUGUGUGUGUGUGAGUGUGUAUUUGUGUGUGAGAGAGUGAUUGUAAUGGUCUUUUUCCUCUUCUCUCUAUCUGUUCUCUCUGUAUGUACUGUAUGUGCACGUCGGCAUGAAACCCAGCACUUGACACAAUCCUAACGCAUCUUUUCUUUAAACAAAAAGGAAUUCAUUGUGAUGCUAUACUCACAUAUAGUUGUUUACGCACAAGAGUCCGUUUUUUUGUUACAGUGUUGGUUGAAAUCAAUCUCAGAUAAUAUUCACGUGACAGAAUAAGCAAUUGCCAUUGUAACAGCUCAACACACAAACUCAACUCAGCAAUAAUCCCACUUACAUUCAUUUUGUGUUUUUUAUUGCCACUAGAUCAGCAAGAUUGUAUUACUUUACCGUAGUUCAUUAUUGUAGCUUAUUUUUUGUUUCCGUUGAAUUUGUUACUUAUUACUGUUCAAGCAAUAUAUGUAAUUCUAUAUAUCAUUGAUAAUCGAUCAGUUGCAAUGACGCAGUAGGACUAUGUUGUGUCUCAUCACAAUCAUUUAUGAAAUGCAUAAAGUCACGCGUAUCACUGUAAAAUUAUUAAUUCACCCAUAUCAUUCUAAAACUACAAAAUCACCCAUUUCAUUCUAAAAUACACAUAUCUCUCUGAAGUGUCCUUUAUCGAUUGUAUCAGUCAGCUGAUUGGUGCUAAAACAAUUCUGAUACAGGACUCCAGUUUAAUUCAGUACAAUAGAUCGAGGUUUCUACACAACCUUUAUUUACCCUAAAGUAUUUUUGAUAGUGUCUUUUUAUUCAAUCCAAAUUUCACAUAGAUAACGGUAUGGAUCUUCAACACUGUUAACAGAUGACAAACUUUACACACAGCAUUGCUACUUUAGAUGUCAGACAGCUAGCUGUGAUGAGGCCUACAGCACCCUUAUCAGGAUACUGUUGUUUGAAAUGAUGGUCUUACUGGCUAACUUCCAACCACAUUUUAGUUGUGGUAACAAUUUUUUCAGAAUUUUUAUCCAAAUAUCUUCCCCUCAUAACAACUCUUUUGUUACACUGUAUGUUGUGGUGAUCAAUUUGAGUGUAAAGAUAAUCAUGUCUAUUGACCAGACAGAUAAUUCCCAACAAAAGAUUUGGAAACAGCAGCAUUAUCGUUGAGGUCAAUAACAGUUGUAAUGUUCAUGAGAAGGCAACUAGAAAUGGUAGCUACUCUCCAAUAAAGGUACUACAUUUCUGAAAUGAAAGAUUGUUUAUUUUCUUGAAUAAAGGUUUUAUGAGUGGUUUUACUGAGGGAAGGAGUGACGUGGGGUGGUUGGGUGCUGACUAGGGUGUGUAAGGGGGUAGGCAAGGUUCAAAUCCCUGUUCAGUGGUCACCCUUUUUGUAUUGGUUGGUAACUAGAAAGUGACAGAAUGGACUAUGGAACUAAUGAAGAAUUUGCAUUGUAAUAUAGGUAUACCAAAAUUAUAAUAAUAUAUGACAUUAAUCUACAGUAGUAGUGAUGCAUAAAAAUAUCAUUUAAAAAUUAUUGAAGUCCAGAAUAGAAAAAUACACUGAGUAUACCAAACAUUAGGGACACCUUCCUAAUGUGGAGUUGCCUCACCCUCUGAAUGGCACACAUACACAAUCCAUGUCUCAGUUGUCUCAAGGCUUGAAAAUCCUUCUUUAACAUGUCUCCUCCCCUUCAUCUACACUGAUUGA